AUGGCCACUGAUCUCUGCCCCGUCUAUGCGCCCUUCUUUGGUGCCAUGGGCUGCACGUCUGCCAUCGUCUUCACCUGCUUCGGUGCCGCUUAUGGUACCGCUAAGUCUGGUGUUGGUAUCUCAGCCAUGGGUGUUCUCAGGCCAGAUUUGAUCGUCAAGAACAUUGUGCCCGUCAUCAUGGCUGGUAUCAUUGGUAUCUACGGCCUGGUCGUCUCAGUGUUGAUCUCAGACGGCUUAAAGCAGAGUUUGCCUCUAUUCACUGGUUUCAUCCAGCUCGGCGCUGGCCUGUCAGUCGGUCUGGCCGGUCUUGCUGCUGGCUUCGCCAUCGGUAUUGUUGGUGAUGCUGGUGUCAGAGGAACCGCUCAGCAACCUAGACUUUUCGUCGGUAUGAUCUUGAUUCUCAUUUUCGCCGAAGUCUUGGGUCUAUACGGUCUGAUCGUCGCUCUAUUGAUGAACUCGAAGGCCGAGACCGAUGUCAGAUGUUAG
Molecule: messenger RNA, 486 nt
Organism: Lithohypha guttulata
Lineage: Eukaryota; Fungi; Ascomycota; Eurotiomycetes; Chaetothyriales; Trichomeriaceae
Gene: CUP5
Product: vacuolar ATPase V0 domain subunit c
Exons: 5
Coding region: 1-486 (161 amino acids)
Biological process (GO): proton transmembrane transport
Cellular component (GO): proton-transporting V-type ATPase, V0 domain; membrane
Molecular function (GO): proton-transporting ATPase activity, rotational mechanism
Source: RefSeq, a predicted model, not a curated record